CUGACUGCGAACGUUGGUGAUCUUCGGUUUCCUCGAUCGCUUAGCCUCGCUACUCAAUCAUACCGGGCUAUUGCCUACAGCGGCAUUCACAAACGUUCUUCUGAUGAGCGUCGUGAGUAAUACAGAAAUUGCUUUACUGUUUCAUUUUAUUGAUUUAACUGGUUGAUAAUGGCAGGCUACUGUAAAUGCGGCAAUUAUUCGAAGAAUAAAUAACGCUUCAUUUUUAAAUAGUCAAUCGUUGCUCGGACAAUAAUUUUUCCAGCCUACAAGUAAAUACACUUGUAACAAGCCAAGGUGGAAGCGAAACGUCUAUGCCCCCGAAUCCUCAAUGCCUAGUUCAUUUUCAGCGUUUUUGUUUUGAUUUGCUUGGUUCACUCACACAGAAAUUCGUGUGCAACAUGAAGUGCUUAAUAAAUCCCAUAUCCGGCAUUGCCGUUUUUUUGUCUGCCGGACUGACUGCUGCAUUUCGUGCUGCUAACUUUGAAAUGGACCGUAAGUGCGGUCAGACCGUAGAGCUGGGCUGCCCCUAUGAAAAAGACUUCAUCUCGUCCGGGACACUGCGCUACGGCACUUUUCCGACCGGCAACUGCACCGUCCACAUCGCCACGAACAUCAGUGCUGUUAACUGCCGAGUUCUGCCAACGUGGUAUAUGAAUAUCAGGAAAUCGAACAUCCCUGAAAGCGCCUCCCUGCACAUCCUCCGGACGAACAACGGCACGGAUUGGACUACGGCGAAGAUCAUCCCCGGCGGUCCAAGUCCAGCCAACUCGUAUCCCACUUCCGUGGCCCAGCUGAAAACCCGGAUCUCCUCACAAAAGACACAGCUGAGAUUUCUGUACGUUGGCGAUGGAAGUCGUCAUGAAACGAACUCUAGUCAUUACGAACUGGAGAUUGACUACACCGUACUGAGCGAUAACUAUGGCACGAUUGAAGUAUGGUGUAAAGCGCUGGGCGCUUCCGUUCUAUCUGAUGUCGUCUGCAGAGAAGAUGAUCGUCUGACAUGCCCCAGCGACUACUACGACACCGUCAAUCGGAAUCCAGCCACUGGAUUCGGUGCUUGCGGCUUGAACAGUCCUGAUAUCUUUGGCAUCGCCAUCGGCUGCGCAUUUGGUGUGCUAUUUUUCAUCAUUUUCGGUAUUAUCUGGUACAAGAGAAAGGACUGUUUUCUCUGUCUGCCCAAGAAUCGUUAACACGACAAAAAUAGCUGGAUUUUGCUGCCGUAUCAACACGACUUUCAUCUGUAUUCUGCACAUCGCACCUAAUUAUGAGUUAACGCUGAACAGUUCAGUUACAGAGUACACCUUCGGUUGUUACUGUCUGUUAUGUAUUUUGGGUUUUAUUAUAUUUUUUCAGAUUUUUUUGCUUCUUUGGUCUCAAUUUAAUUCAUUGAACAUCCACUGUCCACCGCCGGCUACAGGCAUCGGCUUAAUAUAUUAUUGUAAUGAUUG
Paramacrobiotus metropolitanus is the source of this 1448-nucleotide messenger RNA. RefSeq lists its product as uncharacterized. The record is from RefSeq and is a predicted model, not a curated record. The coding region runs from base 312 to 1190 and encodes 292 amino acids. Lineage: Eukaryota; Metazoa; Tardigrada; Eutardigrada; Parachela; Macrobiotidae. The transcript is spliced from 5 exons.